Messenger RNA from Microthlaspi erraticum, 609 nucleotides. Lineage: Eukaryota; Viridiplantae; Streptophyta; Magnoliopsida; Brassicales; Brassicaceae. The record is from the annotation of a GenBank genome assembly.
AUGGUGUCCGGAGAAGUCCCUAGUAGUUUUGAUGCUUACAAGAGGAAGAAAUUCUUCAAGGAUGCUAGGCAUUACUAUUGGGAUGAGCCUUACUUGUACAAGAGAGGACCAGACAGCAUUUACAGGAGAUGCAUAGCUGAAGAGGAUGUACAAGGAGUUCUAGAGCAUUGCCAUGGGUCAGCUUAUGGAGGUCACUUUGCUACAUUCAAAACAGCAACUAAGGAAAGGAGGAUCACCAAGAGGGAUGAAAUGCCACUAAACCCAAUUCUAGAGGUUGAGAUCUUUGAUGUAUGGGGAAUAGACUUCAUGGGACCUUUCAAACCUUCCUCAAACGGGCACAACUACAUUUUGGUUGCUGUGGACUAUGUGUCCAAAUGGAUUGAAGCCAUUCCCUGCCCAACCUGUGAUGCUAAGGUUGUUAUCAAACUGUUCAGAACCAUCAUCUUUCCAAGAUAUGGCAUCCCAAGGGUUGUUAUUUCGGAUGGAGGUUCCCAUUUCAUCAACAAGGUGUUUGAGAAGUUGAUGAAGAGUUAUGGAGUCAAGCACAAGGUCGCCACGCCUAUCACCCUCAAACCAGUGGGCAAGUUGAAGUCUCCAACAGACAGAUAA